Messenger RNA from Crotalus tigris (Tiger rattlesnake), 4264 nucleotides. It is a transcript of the gene PCYOX1L, whose product is annotated as prenylcysteine oxidase 1 like. The transcript has 6 exons. NCBI's taxonomy places the organism in Eukaryota, Metazoa, Chordata, Lepidosauria, Squamata, Viperidae. The record is from RefSeq and is a predicted model, not a curated record. Gene Ontology annotation, molecular function: prenylcysteine oxidase activity. Gene Ontology annotation, biological process: prenylated protein catabolic process; prenylcysteine catabolic process. Bases 228 to 1739 code for a protein of 503 amino acids.
AAAAGGGGUUGUCUGGUUCGCUGUGACCGCCUGCGAUCCGCUACGCGAAGGUCAAAAAGGCCGCGGGAGGCGCAGCCGACGAUCAGCCGCGUCUUCCCAAAAUCUCGGGAACCGCGCAGGGCCGCUGACGGGCCAGAAAGCUGCGAAUUCGCCGGACGCUGCCGCAUUAGCGGGCUGGCGAUUUCUCGCUUUUGCAGUCGCCGCCCCUCUAUCUCCCCGUUGCCACCAUGAUGGCAGAGUUUCCUUCUCCCCGGUGGCUUUUGUUUCUUACCGUAGCUCUAGGGGGGAUGCGAACGGAGCCCUCCUUCGCCGAGGCAGGGGAUGCAGCUCCGCCGGCCAAAAUAGCUGUGGUGGGAGCUGGAAUUGGCGGCUCCUCGGUAGCUUAUUUCCUGCAGCAGCAUUUUGGGCCGCAGGUUCAGCUAGAUGUAUAUGAGAAGGCUGUGGUAGGGGGUCGCCUAGCCACAGUUACAGUCAACAAGCAGUCCUACGAAAGUGGAGGGGCCUUCUUCCAUUCUCUCAACUUACACAUAGAAGAUUUUGUGCAGCAAUUGGGAUUGAAACAUCGUCGAGAAGUGGCAGGAAAGAGUGCCAUCUUCACUGGGGAACAGUUUGUCCUUGAGGAGACAGACUGGUACUUGCUCAAUCUUUUUCGGCUCUGGUGGCACUAUGGCAUGAGCUUCCUACGUCUACAAAUGUGGGUAGAGGAAGUAAUGGAGAAGUUCAUGAGAAUCUACAAGUAUCAGGUCCAUGGCUAUGCAUUCUCUCAUCUUGAGGAGCUCUUGCGUUCACUGGGGGGUGACACCUUUGUCAACAUGACCCAGCGCUCUGUGGUGGAGUCCCUGCUGGAUGUGGGUGUCACACAACGCUUCAUCGAUGAUGUUAUCAUGGCCAUUCUCCGGGCCAAUUAUGGUCAGUCAGUACUGGUGCCUGCAUUUGCAGGGGCUAUGUUACUAGCAGGAGCGCAAGGAAACCGAUGGGCAGUUGAAGGUGGCAACAAGCUGGUGUGCUCAGGCUUGCUGAAGCACACAAAAGCCAACAUAAUCCAUGCCACAGUGACAGCUAUCUCUCUGCACAGUUCAGAAGGAAAACCCCUCUACCAAGUGCACUAUGAAAAUGAAGAUGGUCCAGGUUCCAACUUUUAUGACAUAGUGGUCAUUGCCACUCAACUACAUGACAGCAAGAACAAUAUUACUUUUCAGAAUUUUGAUCCUCCUAUUGCUGAGUUUCCUGGAACCUUUCACACCACAGUCACUUCCGUUGUUCAUGGCUACCUCAACUCCUCAUACUUUGGCUUUCCAGAUCCCAAGCUUUUUCCUUUUGCCAGUGUCCUCACCAUAGAAGCUCCUGGUCUCUUCUUCAAUUCCAUGGAUAACAUUUGCCCUGUCAACAUAUCUAAUACCUUCAAGCGAAAGCAGUCCCAGGAAGCUGCUGUGUGGCGUGUCCACUCUCAACAUCCUUUGGAGAAGCAAGAGCUGAAGAUGCUGUUCUGUUCUUAUUAUUCUGUUCAGGUGACAGAAUGGCAUGUCUGUCCGGAUUAUGGAUCAGUCAAGAACCUCCCACCUAUUCUCCUGCAUGACAGCCUCUACUACCUCAACAGCAUGGAGUGGGCAGCCAGCUCCAUGGAAAUGUCUGCCGUGGCAGCCAAAAAUGUGGCUCUCUUAGCCUACAAUCAGUGGAAUCACAAUGUAGAGAAAAUAGACCAGAAAGACUUAAUGCACAAAGUGAAGACUGAGCUGUGAACUUAGCAAAACAAGACUUUAUUGCAUGCAGAGUAAGGAGGAUAUUUGAGGCUAAGUGCCAUUCCUUGACCUGCUGCAUUCCAGUUAUAUUGGAUUGCAGCAUUUGGAAUUCCCAGUCAGUGUAGUAAGAGAUUCUGAUAUUUGCAGUCCCAUGCAUUCCCAAAUCCUCUAAGUCAGGGUGUCAAACUGCAGGUCCGUGGGCCGGUUGCAUCAUGCAGAGGCCGUGCCCACCCUAGCUCCAGCAAUGAGAAAAAAAGUUGCAAUACAUUGUAACACAUCACGUGACGCGGCAAGUUUGACACCCACGCUCUAAGUUAAGGAAGGCUGUACUGCAGAUUUAACAGAAGUAAAGCAGAGCACUGGCAAAUCUGUGUAUUUAUACAUUCAUCUGUUAUCUAUGGUCAUGGCAAUCUCUUUAGCAUAGCAUCACUCUUUCAAAGAGCCUGUAAAUUAAUGCCUCAGUUGUUCAGGGUUCUUUGGUAAUCAUGGAAGAGGAUUGAAACCAAAUAGAUUUUUACUUUACCUGCUGAAUCAUAUUCAUACAGCCCAAUUGUGUAUAUCACCUAACAUGCUACAACUGUGGAUUCAAACUUCCUUCUUGUGUCUUCACCUGCAGCCUUCCCAAAUGAUUUAUACUGGACUGGACUGGACCUUCUUGUACUUUAUCCCCUAAGCUAAAGGAAAUGGCACAUUUAGGGUCAUAAGACCUUUUAUAAUUUUUUUGGUUUUCCUGGUAUCCCAAGGACUGUAUUCCCUUAUGUUUAUUACAAAGCCUCAUGAAUUUAGAUCAAAGGAUGGUGAAGCAAAGGACCUUGUAUUGGAACGUUUACUGUGAGAAAAGCUAAACAGCUUAAUGAAUCAUGCAACCUUUUAUCCACUAUUCUGAUAAACUUGUGUGCUCAAUGGCUGAUCUGAAGUUGCCUUGCCAGCCAUCCCAUGGGCCUUUUUUCUUGGUUUGAAAUAGAUUAAGCAUGCUGUCCUCCGGCAUUUGGUUAAAAAAAGAUUUCCUUGAUUUCUAAACAAAGAGAAACCACUGAACUGACAUUCUGGAAUUUUCCUGAAUAGAUUCCACAAUACCCUAGCCCAGGGGGUCUUCAAACUUGGUCCUUUUAUGACUUGUGGACUUCAAUUCCCAGAAUUCCUCAGCCAGGUCAUGCUGGCUGAAGAAUUCUGGGAGUUGAAGUUUACAAGUCAUAAAAGGGCCAAAUUUGAAGAUUCCUGCCCUAGCCAUUUGGUCAGGCUGAUCCUGUAAAUCUUGAAAAAAAUAUAUGAAAGGCUUGAAUAUUUGCUACCUGCUGCUAAUGAAGCUGGGCUUUCAGCUGUGUAGGAUAAAGGGAUAACUUGUUUUUGCUAAUUCCAGGUGUAAUAAAAUGAUGAGGCUCCCUAUCUUUCUUCCUAGAAAUUGAAGAAAAUACUUAAUUUCAAUUGUUACCUUGUAUACAGCAUGGAUAUUGAUACGGUUUUCUUUAAUGAGCUUUGUUAAAUCAAUAUAUUUGCAGAAUCAGGUCAGCAACACACUUUAUGAUCAAGCAGCAAAAUAGGUACGCCUAGCUAAUCUCUAAAAGAGAUUUUUCUACUGUGCCUUGAGUCAUAGCCUUUAGCUGGCUGGGAAGAACUGAGAAAAUGAAAAUAAGGUUACCGGCUUGUUUCUUCUGAAGUUGUGACAUUUGAGCGCAUAGACAAAUGCUUAGAUCAAGGGUAGCAAAUUGUUUGCAACUGGUUGGCAGAUCUGGAAUGUUGGCAUAUUGUGAGUAUUCUCACAAAAUGAUUGCCACAGUCAAUGUGGCUAGACUCAAAAUACUCCUUGGUCAGGUGAACUGAGAAACUUCUCUGUCAUUCAGUUGAUCUCACUUUACUAGAUAACUUACACUUAUCCUUUAUCUGAGUAAAUGAAACAAGCAAUAGACUAUAGCUAUCGUAUGUAAUGUCUAAAAAGAUCUCAGGAGAUUCUUGCAAUUAAUGCCUCUGGACCCCACAUAAGAUGGAGGCAGAUGAACCUGGAAAUAUGCCCACAUUUUCGCUUAACAAAAAUAAUUAAAAAGCCAGGUGCAGCAGGGGUUUGGCAGGUGCAAAAGCCAGCUACUUAACAGUUGUAUAAGUACUUCUUGGCAUCUGAUUGGGUAACUGCCCUGUAUUUUGCUCUGUUGCUUCAUAGCUAUAAUGCUGAUGCAUUUCCAUCCAUGAAAAAUUGUUUCUGGGGAAACUGCUUGCUUUGGAUUCAAAUGGGAAUAUUUCCUAGAUCUACAUACAAAACCCAAGGAUUGGAUUCAGGCUCCUCUUUCUGGGGAGCAAACCAUGUUGAAUAAUGGCAAGCUUCCCUUCUGUAGAACAGAUGCUUAUAGAACUGAUGCUUUUCCUGUAUUAUAACAGUUCUUCAGCUGCUUAUCCCACAUCAGGAUGUUUCCCAGUCCUGCUAUUGGAGAAUCCCCUGGGCUCUUCUGCAAAAAGACUAUGUCCUCAGCCCCUGAGCUGUGAUUCCCAUCCAUUGUGAAGGCUAGGGAUAUUAAAAGAGAUUAUUACAGAAA